AUGGAAUCUUUGGCAACAACCAUUCGUUUCGUCACGCUGAACUGCCGAACACUACCGAGUGAACUCCAACAAGCCGCUCUAUCCAGACUUCUGCGAUAUCUCUGUGUGCCUUUUGCUGCACUGCAGGAAACACGCAUGAGAGAUCGGCCCGUCAUCAGCAUCGAAAAUUACACCAUAUACUGCGGCGAUGCUGAUGAGAACAAAGUAGGUGGCUGCGCGAUGGCUGUGAGGAACGAUUACAAGAACCUGGUGGAGGAAUUUGGCUCAACGUCGUCUAGAUGA
This is a messenger RNA of Necator americanus (New World hookworm), 282 nucleotides long. RefSeq lists its product as uncharacterized. The transcript has a single exon. Lineage: Eukaryota; Metazoa; Nematoda; Chromadorea; Rhabditida; Ancylostomatidae. The record is from RefSeq and is a predicted model, not a curated record. Bases 1 to 282 code for a protein of 93 amino acids.